AUGUUUCAUGGAACAAUCACCAAAGAGCUGACCAAUCAUGAAGAAUGGAGUCACUACAACGAAAACAUAGUAGAAGACCAGAAGGACUUUGUGUUUGUCAAGUACAAUGGCCUUCACCUGAAGUCCAUGGAGAACCUGCAGUCCUGCAUCUCCCUGAGGGUGUGCAUCCUCUCUAACAACUUCAUCACUGACAUCCAGCCACUGCAGAGCUGCAUAAAGCUCAUCAAACUUGAUCUCCAUGGAAACCAGAUAAAGACUCUUCCAGAUAGGAAGUUUUGGAGCGGACUCAAGAACCUAAAGCUCCUCUAUCUUCAUGACAAUGGGUUUUCCAAGCUGAAGAACAUCUGCGUAUUAGCUGCAUGUGCAAGUCUUAUAGGCCUGACCAUGUUUGACUGCCCAGUGAGCCUGAAGAAGGGCUACCGGCAUGUUCUUGUCAAUAGCAUCUGGCCUCUGAAAGCCCUGGACCACCAUGUGAUAUCCGAUGACGAGAUCAUUCAGAACUGGCACCUUCCAGAGAGAUUCAGAAUGUUUAACCACAGGCUGUUCUUUAACGUCUGCCCUGCCCUGACAAAGGGUACAACCUAUGAAGAUGAAACAAAAAAUAUCAAGCGUAUAAUUUCAAGGAUUAAUGGAAUUCUGGCUCAUAAUUCACCUGUGUUGAUUGUUCAAAGAUGGAUACGUGGUUACAUAGUUAGGAAACGCAUGAGGCCCUAUUUUAUAUAUAAAAGGCCUCAGGAGAAAUUGAUCAGGGUACUUGCAACACAAUGGAUCUGCAUAGGCAGAAGGCAUGAAGACAGCUUCUUGGAGGAUGUCUUCCUUUUCAAGCCGGAGUGUGAUGUGAAAGGGAAGGUCGCACACUGGAAACAAGUGAGAUGGAGUCCUGCUGACUUUAAAUAUUCUACUGAGUACAGAAAACACAUUUCCUGUGUUUCAUAUGAGUUGAAAACAAAAGAUAUUGAUGGAAAACCAAAAACACCAAGACAUCACAUUCACAAAGGUCAGCAGGAGGCAAAAGCUGAGUCUGACGAAGAAGAAAUGGACAUCAGGUUUAGGGUACCUGCAAUGAAGAUUCCUUUAUAUUCCCACAGACCCCUCAAGUGUGGGGAGAUAUUGAAACAGAUGAAGCACAGAUACUUCCCAAGUUAUCUCCAGCCGCUUCCUGCCACACGUUCAAAGCCCCCAAUUGAAAGAGAGACAUAUCGGGAGCUAAAGAAAAGGAGAGAGUUUCUAGCCACACACAGGACUGGCAUGCAGCUCCACAUGUUCAAUGACGUCGAUAAAUAUCAAUCAGGUCGGGAGCAGCAAGAGCAUGAAGCGAGAAAAGUAACAGCUGUGAUCGCAGCACAGGUUGCCCAGGAGAGAGCUAGGCUCGACGUCAGAGAGCACUUAAGGAAGAAAGCGAGUAUGGCGCAAAAACUAAUGGAAAAGGAUAACGAGGCACUCCAGGAAGACUUACGGCAAAUUUGGAAGGAGAAACUCACCUACCUGGCGAAAGUUAGAGAGCGGAAAUCUAUGUUUCUGGCUGAAAAAAAGCUAAACACUGCAGACCACUCUUUAGUUCAGUCCAUCAACAAUGAGAGGACCCAGCUGCUCAAGGGAAUCAUCCACGUGGACAGAAUGAACUACAACUUGGAGCGCUUGAGAGAGAAGCGCCUGACUGUUAGCAAAAAGCGGAAAACGGAAAAACAUAAGCAAAGUUUGCUGAGGCAGAUGAGGGAGCUGAGAGCUGAAGAAACGCGCAGAAGGCACUCUGAAGAGCAAUUUGUUAUUGAUACACUUAUCUUUCAAAAAGCCUGUGAAAGACUUGAGGAGGCUAAAGCAAAAGCUGAAUUUAUUAAGACAAAUUAUACCUCUAAGUCUCUUAUAAAAAAGUAGGAAUUAACCAACGCCAUGCUAUAUUGAUUAUAAUUAUGAGUUGUGGCCAUUAUUUUUAUUUAAAGGUUCUUGAAAUAAUAGUUG
This is a messenger RNA of Acomys russatus (golden spiny mouse), 1959 nucleotides long. RefSeq names its product leucine rich repeats and IQ motif containing 3 (gene Lrriq3). The record is from RefSeq and is a predicted model, not a curated record. Lineage: Eukaryota; Metazoa; Chordata; Mammalia; Rodentia; Muridae. Gene Ontology annotation, molecular function: protein binding. The coding region runs from base 1 to 1875 and encodes 624 amino acids. The transcript has 7 exons.